Molecule: messenger RNA, 789 nt
Organism: Aspergillus niger
Lineage: Eukaryota; Fungi; Ascomycota; Eurotiomycetes; Eurotiales; Aspergillaceae
Exons: 5
Coding region: 1-789 (262 amino acids)
Cellular component (GO): cytoplasm
Source: RefSeq, a predicted model, not a curated record
AUGGCUACUCAGAACCAGAUUCAAAAACAAUACCAUACCAAAGCCACCGGCCUGGCUGCCCAGACAGUCGCGCACCGCUCACAAGACAAUGAACUGAAAUUGUAUGGAAGUUGCUUUUGCCCUUUUGUACAGCGCGUCUGGGUUGGCCUGGAGAUCAAGGGCAUCCCCUAUCAAUAUAUUGAGGUUGACCCGUAUAAGAAGCCCCAGUCAUUGCUGGACGUGAACCCCAGGGGUCUUGUCCCAGCCUUGCGGCAUGGGGAUUGGGGCUCAUAUGAGAGUUCCGUAUUGCUGGAAUACUUGGAGGAUCUGAAUGUCGGCACACCGUUGCUUCCGCCCGGAGACGCCAAGCUGAGGGCGCAUUGCCGACUGUGGACGGAUUUUAUCAACCGCUACAUCGUCCCAAAUUUCUACCGUGUCCUUCAAGAGCAAGACACACAUAAGCAAAUAACCAACGCGCAGGAGCUCCGAGAUGCAUUCAACACAUUGGUCGGCGCCGCAGAUGCGCAGGGCCCGUUCUUUCUGGGCGCUCAAAUCUCGUUCGUUGAUGUCCAGGUCGCCCCUUGGAUCAUCCGCUUGCGCCGUGCCUUGAAGCCUUAUCGCGGGUGGCCAGACCCGGAGCCUGGCAGUCGCUGGGGAGCCUGGGUCGACGCUAUUGAGAACAAUGAGCACAUCCAGGCAACCACGAGCACCGAUGAGCUCUAUCUGGAUAGUUAUGAGCGAUACGCUCAAAACCGCCCCAACACGUCCCAGGUUGCCAAUGCGAUCAACUCCGGAAGGGGUCUUCCCUAG